AUGGAGUGCAUGGAAAUGCAAAGUGGUUGGGACCAAGGGUUCUACUUUGAUCUGAAGAAGAUUGAAGGGGUCUGCCGCUACUUCCAAGAGCUGUGUCAGAGGGCCUUUUGGUCAGUGCGAGGGGCUGGUGCCACCUUGCCAACAGAAACUACGCUUCUAAUUCAAUUUAUCGGCGUCCAUAUUUGUUCCAAAAUCCGUGACUAG
Arabidopsis thaliana (thale cress) is the source of this 204-nucleotide messenger RNA. RefSeq lists its product as uncharacterized. The coding region runs from base 1 to 204 and encodes 67 amino acids. The record is from RefSeq and is marked reviewed. The transcript has a single exon. Lineage: Eukaryota; Viridiplantae; Streptophyta; Magnoliopsida; Brassicales; Brassicaceae.